Messenger RNA from Oncorhynchus nerka (sockeye salmon), 4402 nucleotides. RefSeq lists its product as uncharacterized. Gene Ontology annotation, cellular component: membrane. The transcript is spliced from 8 exons. The record is from RefSeq and is a predicted model, not a curated record. Lineage: Eukaryota; Metazoa; Chordata; Actinopteri; Salmoniformes; Salmonidae. Gene Ontology annotation, biological process: cell adhesion. The coding region runs from base 104 to 1165 and encodes 353 amino acids.
CAUCCCACUCACGGUAAGAGGAAAUCCUAAACUGGUCUGGUCCACUGGUACUCCCCUUCUCUCUCACUCACACACCCUGGACGCUCACACAAACAGGAGGAAAAUGGCAGUAGCAGCAUCCACACAGAGAAUGAAUGAGACCCACAAAAUUCUGGCAUUCACUUUGCUUCUCAUCACCACCUUCUUUCACGGUGGUGUAGUUGCACAAGAUGAGAGUGAAUCAGAUGUUGUCACUGGGCCCACACAGCCAGUGGAUGUUGCUGAAUUAAUUCGUGGAGACGAGAUUGACACCACACAACCGGCAGAUGAAGAAGCAGAUAAACUCCAAGACCAGAUCAUUGUAUUCCCCAGUAUUCCUGGCCUGGAUCUGUCAGGCUUCUUACAUGACACCACAGCGACUCCAGUCACCAAGGGGGUAGUGGAGACCACAGACAUAGGGGAGGCCACAGUGGAGGCUGGUGAAGCAGGAAUCACAGACCCAGAUGACAACCAGGAGACCCAGGCUCCCCAGCAGUUUCAGACCUCCCAAUCCAGUGACACUGUGCUCAUCCCAGAGUGGUCUGGUGUCUCUCUACAGGCUGAUGUGAUGUGUGUUGAUAAAGAAGCUGUCCAGGACAGAGAUGCUGUGAAUCUGAAACUCAAGGCCUCAUCCAGCUGUGAGGAGACCAGGUCUAAAAUUGAGAGUGUGUUGGAGCACCUGUGUGGAGACGACUGUAAACUGGAGGUCUACCAGGAGGACAACUCCAAUGAAAUCCUGAUCUCUGGCCAAUGCAUAGAAGCUGAUGCAAAAGGAAUGGCUGAGAAGUUCAACAAUGACAACAUUAAAGACAAGAUUGAUUUUGAGGAGGCUGUUCCUCGCUGGGGGAAGAAAUCCAAACUGGUACUGGUCUCCCUGCUGCUCACUGGACUGCUCCUGGCUAUUCUUCUCAUCGCAGGCUACUACCUGAAAACCCACCGCCCACCACCCAAGGGAGCAAGACUGGCUGAAGAGGGUUUCCAGGUGUAUGAGGAGAACCAGGCCAACACCCUGGUGUCUGUGGCCCCUCUGCAGUCACAGGAGCCCCUGGUGAAGCCCACCAGCAAUGGGGAGUUUCCUGAGAGCCAGCCACCACCCAACAACGGCCAACCUGCCACCCAGACCUCGGUUGCUGACACUGAGAUGUGAACGAGCUCUGAAUUACAUCCCCAACGCCCCAUUUUCAUUCCUCCUGCUCACCAUCAUCAUCACAUUCCCAAUCCCUCUCCCCUCAUAGUGUACCUGGGGAUACAAGACUCUAACACGAAACAACAAUUCAAUAUCCAAGCCCACCUCACCUUUCCCCAUGUAACCCUUGACUCCCAGGAUGAUGAAGAUGAUGACUAUGACGAUAAUGACGAGGCCUGUAAUGUGAAGAGAAGAGAUUGUGAUCACUGGCCUCUUAACAGGUUUCAGUGGUGGUAGAGAAGGAGCCUAAACACUGAGUUUGGGGGACUGGACAGCAGGUUGAGACUGCAUUCCAAAAACAAUAAUUGCUGCAAGAAAUUAACAAGAAAUCACCAAAAUUGACCAUUGUGUUGCUGUUUCCAAAUUCAUGUAUGAAGCACAGUAUAUUCGAAUUCUUAGUCUUUCAGAUCUCAAAUGGACUCAUUUGAACUAAAAGGGUCAUCGUAGUUUAAAGUAUCGCUUGUAUGAUCUGGUGUGAUCAUUUGCUUGAACCUCCUGUUUGAGGUAAAAAAUUACAUUUGGGUAACAGAAGCGGAGAAAGAGUGAUACAUGGAGAUUAUUUCAACCAUUGAAGAGAUUUUAAUAGGCAGCUUUAAAAUGGGUAUCAAUGUGAUUGGCUAGUGCAGAGAUCAGAGUUGAAUCAUGUUGCCUUUUAUCAAGGCCUAUCAUAAUAGUUGUGUGAGAUGGGCUGCCAUAUGUUUGUUUCAUAAUUAUGUAGGCCUACACUCUUAGAAAAAAAUGUGCUAUCUAGAACCUAAAAGGGUUCUUCAGCUGUCCCCAUAGGAAAACCCUUUGAAGGUAGAACCCUUUUGGGUUCCAUGUAGAACCCUUUCCACAGAGAGUUCUACCUGGAACCAAAAAGAGUUCUCCUAUGGGACAGCCAAAGAACCAUUUUGUAACCCUUUUUUUCUAAGAGUGUAGUGUGUCACAAUUUCCAUCAUGACGAACAUUAUAUUGUAGUUGUUUAAAAAAAAAAAAAUUAUGUUCUGACUCAGCACUGUGUCUUUGAGAAUGUUGAACCAGGUAGACUAAUCUUAUCAAAUCUGAAAAACAGACAUAACCUGUCGGUUUUGUGUGGCGAAGCACUGCCUUUAAAUAUCUACAAAAUCCCUAGUAACAUGUUCAACAUUCCCAAGGCUCUUUAAAUGUCCUUAAUAAAUCAGUUCAUCAUGAAACAUCAGGUACAUGGAUGAAAGAUGUAAUUUUGCUAUUGGUUUUUGAAUGACUGAUUGUUUUCAUACAAUACUGCAUGUGUAAAUAUGCCUACUUUCUCUGUUAGAAAUAUCUGUGUGCCCUAUACAUUUUGAUUGUGUCAUUGUUGCUGUUUCUUUGUCUACCUGAACAGGUAACACUAGCCUGAUCAUGUCACAUAGUAUGGCACACAUACAAACUUGCAUCUCUUUAUAGACCCCACACAAGGAAAAUUUACAUUUAUUAUGAUUCCUACAGCUGUUUUGGGCCUUUCAUCAAAUCCAACAUCUGAUCUUGGCUUAAAUAAACCAAAUUAUUAAUAUGCUAUUGAAAAAGUUUAAAACUGCUUACAGUUUACUGUAUUAAUCAAAUCACUUUGAUAUCUCAAAGUACUGUACAGAAACCCAGCCUAAAACCCCAAAUAGCAGGCAAUGCAGGUGUUGAAGCACGCAGGUGUAUGCCUGAUGAACUGACCCACGUAUAUAAAACAAUUGGACUCUGACAGUGUAUUCUAGUCAUGUAAAGCAUAUUUCUAGCAAUACCACCCUAGACAUGAUCAUAUAACAGUCACAAAUGUUUGCUUAUGGUCGUAGAGACAUUUUCAAUGAAACAACAUCAGUGGAGUAUUAGAAAGUGCAAAAUAUAAACUGUUGCUACUACUGAGUCCAUACAGAAAUAGAACAAACUUAUUCUUUUGGGAACUGACCAGCAUCUGAAGCACAGCAUAGUGAAUAGAUCAAAACUACGAAAUAACACAUUAGAUAUCAUGUAGUAAGAAAGAAAAGUGUUAAACAAAUGAAAAUAUGUUUUAUAUUUGAGAUUCUUCGAAGUAGCCACCCUUUGCAUUGAUGACAGCUUUUCACACCUGGAAUGCAUUUCAAUUAACAGGUGUGCCUUGUUAAAAGUUAAUUUGUGGAAUUUCUUUCCUUCUUAAUGCAUUUGAGCCAAUCAGUUGUGACAAGGUAGGGGUGGUAUACAGAAAAUAGCCCUAUUUGGUGAAAUACCAAGUCCAUAUUAUGGCAAGAAUAGCUCAAAAAAGCAAAGAGAAAUGACAGUCCAUCAUUACUUUAAGACAUGAACUAAUGUCAACGCGGAAAAUUUCAAGAACUUUCAAAGUUUCUUCAGUCUCAAAAACCAUCAAGCAAUAUGAUGAAACUGGCUCUCAUUAAAGGAAGGCCCAGAGUUACCUCUGCUGCAGAGAAUGCGUUCAUUAGAGUUAACUGCACCCCAGAUUGCAGUCCAAAUAAAUGCUUCAGAGUUCAAGUAACAGACGCAUCUCAACAUCACUGUUCAGAGGAGACUGCAUGAAUCAGACCUUCGUGAUCGAAUUGCUGCAAAGAAACCACUACGAAAGAACACCAAUGAGAAGAAAAGACUUGCUUGGGCCAAGAAACACGAGCAAUGGGCAUUAGACUGGUGGAAAUCUGUCCUUUGGUCUGAUGAGUCCAGAUUUGAGAUAUUUGGUUUCAACCACUGUGUCUUUGUGAGACGCAGAAUAGAUGAAUGGAUGAUCUCCACUUGUGUGGUUCCCACUGUGAAGCGUGGAGGAGGUGUGAUGGUGUGGUUGUGCUUUGCUGGUGACACUGUCAGUGAUUUAUUUCAAAUUCAAGGCACACAUAACCAGCAUGCCUACCACAUCAUUCUGCAGCGAUACGCCAUCCCAUCUGGUUUGCACUUAGUGGGACUAUCAUUUGUUUUUCAAUAUGUCAAUGACCCAACACACCUUCAGGCUGUGUAAGGACUAUUUGACAAAGAAGGAGAGGAAUGGAGUGCUGCAUCAGAUGACCUGGCCUCCACAAUCACCCGACCUCAACCCAAUUGAGAUGAGUUUGACCGCAGAGUGAAGGACAAGCAGCCAACAAGUGCUCAGCAUAUGUGGGAACUCCUUCAAGACUGUUGGAAAAGCAUUCCAGGUGAAGCUGGUUGAGAGAAUGCAUUACUUAUUUUCCACCAUAAUUUGCAAAUAAAUUCAUUAAAAAUCCUAGAAUGUGAUUUUCUGGAUUUUUU